Messenger RNA from Akanthomyces muscarius, 378 nucleotides. RefSeq lists its product as uncharacterized. The record is from RefSeq and is a predicted model, not a curated record. Bases 1 to 378 code for a protein of 125 amino acids. Lineage: Eukaryota; Fungi; Ascomycota; Sordariomycetes; Hypocreales; Cordycipitaceae. The transcript has a single exon.
AUGGACAGUCCCAAGCGAUUUGGUAUGUGGUGUCGUCGCAAGGACGACUCAUGGAGCGAUUUUGAACUCAUCAUGGAAUUCCCAGACGGGUCUCGAAGAAUUUAUACGUACAGUGUGACUGGUCCUACAAAAGAACUCAUCCUUCACGAAGAGCCAAUAGACCAGGACGAGCAACUCGAUAGCGACACUAAGAAAAUUGGACAAAUGCGUAAGAAAGACGUCGACGAGGCCAUCGCCAUUCUCACACACUUUGAAUAUGCAGAUAAUGCAGCCAGUCCAACGCACUGGCUACAAGACGUCAUCGAUGAGUUGUGCGCCAGGAUGCUGAUUGGCUCAGAGGCAAGACUUUUGUUUCAGGGCAUUCGAGAAGCAUAUUGA